Entelurus aequoreus (snake pipefish) is the source of this 1383-nucleotide messenger RNA. RefSeq names its product E3 SUMO-protein ligase ZBED1-like. Lineage: Eukaryota; Metazoa; Chordata; Actinopteri; Syngnathiformes; Syngnathidae. The transcript is spliced from 2 exons. Gene Ontology annotation, molecular function: protein dimerization activity. Bases 106 to 1263 code for a protein of 385 amino acids. The record is from RefSeq and is a predicted model, not a curated record.
CUGACAGGAGACCACUGGACGUCAGUGAGUAACACAAAUUACUUGGGAGUAACUGCACAUUUAAUAACUAAAGCAUGGGAAUUGCAGUCCUUUGCGCUAACUAUAAUGAAAACGGAAGAACGCCACUUUGCAGAGGCAUGUGCAGAACAGUUUCAAACUGUGGCAUGCAAGUGGGAAAUUGAAAGAAAAGUUACAACCAUUGGGACUGACAGUGCACGCAAUAUGAUUGCUGCGGCUCGUAUUCUACCAUACGAGCAUAUGCCCUGUAUCGCGCACGUCAUACAGAGAAGCAUCACUGUGAGUCUCGCUGACAGCGGAUUUGUUCCUGCAUUAGCCAAGUGUCGCAAGAUUGUGGGACAUUUUAAACACAGCCCGGCAAACUUAACGGAGCUGAAUGCAGAGCAGGUGAAACUCGGACAGCAGCAGGAGCCACUGAUCCAAGACGUUCCAACGCGGUGGAAUUCCACACUUGAAAUGGUCAAACGCAUCAUCCCCAAUCAAGCAGCAAUAAAAGCAACCCUGGAUCAACAGCAGCAUAAUCUCGUCAUGCUGACGCCAGCAGAAUGGGAUAAACUCCAGAGACUGGAGACCCUUCUAGAGCCCUGCCGGUAUGUGACUCAGAUCCUGGGUGGGGAGGCCUACGUCUCCUGCUCAGUGGUACUACCUGCCCUCUGCCACUUACACCGUGUAAUGGAAACUUCUGAUGAGGACCCUGCAUACAUGAUUAGAUUUAAGACCAAAUUCAAAGACGACCUAGGCUCCCGCCAAGAACACACCAACAAUGCAUGGCUCAAGAUUGCAACCGCACUGGACCCACGUUUUAAGGACUUGAAAAGUGUGCCCAAGGCAGACAGAGAGGAGGUGUGGACCAAACUUGGAGGCCUUCUGCGUGAAUCACCUGGAAGACCUUCACACACUACUGAAGAUGGGCCACCCAAGAAGAAAAUGAACCUUCUUCUACAGCUGGGCUCAGAUUCAGAAUCAGAUGAAGAGGUACAGCCUGACAGAGCCUUACACAGGUACAGAGCAGAGCCCACCAUUGAAAUGACGGACUGUCCCUUGCAGUGGUGGUCAUCUCAUGCAGGAGCCCAUGACAAGCUGGCUCCGUUGGCUCGGAAAUAUCUAGCCACUCCUGCAUCCUCAGUUCCCUGUGAAAGACUCUUCUCACUUGCCGGUCACAUUGUGCAAAAGAAGCGGUCAGCUUUACUCUCAGAAAAUGUGGACAAAUUGGUUUGCCUCAGUAACUGGCUAAAGGAUGAAUAGAGAAGCGGGCCACAUGUAAUUGUGUAGGCCAUGUUCUUUUGGUUUGAUAAAAAAGAGAAAUCUCUUUGUUUUUCCUUUGUUGAAGAGAAAUGGCCAAGAUGGCUAGUGUGUUACAGAAGG